AUGCCACGUACAGCACUCUUCGUCAUCGACAUCCAAGUCUCACUGGCGCAAAACGCCACGACCGAAAUCCCCCAUGCGGCGCGAAUCCUCGAAGCUGGAACUAGCAUCCUGCAACGAGCACGUCAAUCCAUUGACGCGGCCAGCUUACAUGGCAUCGCCCCAGAUGUGGAGAUUGUGUUUGUGCAGCAUGAGGAGAGUGCAGACAAAGGAGCUUUAGUCAAAGGGAGUAGACCCUGGGAGCUCGUAUUCAAGCCACGAGAUGAUAAUAAAUGGGAAAGAUUGGUGUCAAAGGAUGUUCGCGAUGCCUUCUCAUCCAACCCACGCCUCGCAGCCCAGCUUCGAAACUCCGGCAUAGACACGAUCGUGGCGUUUGGCAUACAGAGUGAAUGCUGCGUGCUUUCAACUUGCAGCGGAGCACUAGCUGCUGGAUUCAACGUCGUCUUAUUGAAAGGUGCGCAUUCUACUUACGACGACGUCGAUGGCAAGCUAGCGGGGGCUAUCGAAGAAGAGGUAGAGUCUGAGCUCGCGAGGGCAGGUGCUGAGGUAGUGCCCUGGGAGUCAUGGAUGUGA
Molecule: messenger RNA, 570 nt
Organism: Parastagonospora nodorum SN15
Lineage: Eukaryota; Fungi; Ascomycota; Dothideomycetes; Pleosporales; Phaeosphaeriaceae
Exons: 2
Coding region: 1-570 (189 amino acids)
Source: RefSeq, a predicted model, not a curated record